Salvia splendens (bonfire salvia) is the source of this 1377-nucleotide messenger RNA. Its product is annotated as cytochrome P450 736A117-like. The record is from RefSeq and is a predicted model, not a curated record. The transcript has 2 exons. Gene Ontology annotation, molecular function: iron ion binding; oxidoreductase activity, acting on paired donors, with incorporation or reduction of molecular oxygen; monooxygenase activity. Bases 1 to 1377 code for a protein of 458 amino acids. NCBI's taxonomy places the organism in Eukaryota, Viridiplantae, Streptophyta, Magnoliopsida, Lamiales, Lamiaceae.
AUGUAUUCAAGUUCAACCACCACGUUCAUAAAACUCCUCCACCAGCUCAGCGCACUGACCCACCGCGCCUUCCAAACCCUAGGCGCGAAGCACGGCCCGGUCAUGCUCCUCCACUUCGGCAGCAGGCCCGCGAUCGUCGUCCAAUCAGCCGACACAGCUGCACAGAUCAUCAAAGACCACGACCUCAUCUUCGCCGACAAGCCCCACUUCAGCUCCACGCGCCGCCUUCUGUACGAUAACAAGGACGUGAUCUUCGCCCCCUACGGCGAGUACUGGAGGAAACUGAAGAGCAUAUGCGUUCUCCAGCUGUUCAGCAACAAAAGGGUUCAAUCUUACAAGUUUAUUAGAGAGGAAGAGACAGCUCUCUUGUUAGAAGAGAUUGACUCAUGUUGUUUGUCUGAAACGGCGGUGGAUUUGAGCCAACUGUUUGAUUUGCACUCGAAUAAUGUGAUCUGCAGAGCUGCUUUUGGGAGGAGGUUUGUGGGAAGGAGGUUUGCGGUGGUGCUGAGGGAACUUUUCCGGCUGAUGGCGACUGUGGAGAUCGGGGAGUUUGUUCCGUGGCUUUCGUGGAUUAGUCGGGUUAAUGGGUUUAAUUGGAGAGUUGAGAAGGUGAGAGAAGAGGGUGAUGAGAUCUUGGAGAUGGUGGUUGAAGAGCACAUCAGUAGAGGCUUAGAGGGGAGUGAUGCAGUGGAUGAAAACAAGGAGUUUUUUCUUGAUAUUUUGCUUAAGGCUUCAAUUGAUAGAGAUGGUAUCAAAGCAAUCCUUCUGGACAUGCUUGCCGGUGGAACAGAUACAACAUCUUCAACUCUUGAGUGGGCGAUGACAGAACUCAUACGACAUCCUACCGUCAUGAUGAACUUGCAAACAGAAGUACGGGGAAUUGUCAAAGAUAGAAAGAUCAUAACCGAUGAGGAUUUGGGUGAAAUGCAGUAUUUAAAAGCUGUAAUCAAGGAAACCCUACGUCUGCAUGCUCCAGCCCCAUUAUUGGGGCGAGUUGCUCGAGAGGACGUAACAGUUAUGGGGUAUGAAAUCCCAGCCAACAUGAUGGUCAUCACCAAUGUCUGGGCCAUAGGCAGAGAUCCUGCAUCUUGGGAGGAGCCACACAAGUUCCAUCCAGAGAGGUUCCUAAAUUCUUCACUAGACUUCAAAGGUCUUGAUUUCAGGUUUUCCCCGUUCGGGCAUGGGAGACGAGGCUGCCCAGGGAUCGCGCUUGCAAUAGCAAGCGUUGAGGUCGUGCUGGCAAAUCUUGUGCACAAGUUCGAGUGGAAACUGCCAAUGGGAGCUAAAUGUGAGGAUUUGGACGUGAUGGAACAGCCUGGUGUUGAUAUUCAUAGAAAGAAUCCUCUUCUUGUUGUGCCAACUCUGAUUGGAACAUAA